GCAAAAGCCAAAAACAAUUUUACUUGAACGACGUCGAUAUUUUUCGCUCUUGAGUUUUCUUUCUCAUUGUUUUGGCUGUAGAAUUGAUUUGACAAUACGGUUGUCGAUUUCACUAUCUAAUCGUAAUGAACUUGUGAUCGCAAAAUAAUCUAUUUGAUAAAAAUAUCAGUGAUUUAUCGUAAUGUAAUAGACGUUCUAUUCAUCAAAGCGUAACAGUGAGAGGUGAAGAUUACUAAAUACCUAAAGAAUUCUAUUUUUUUCUCGCGACAAAUGUGAAUUGGUGCUCGUUAUGGAGGAUUAUAAGUUUCUAUUUAAAGUAGUAUUAGUUGGGAAUGCAGGAGUUGGGAAAACAUGUUUGGUACGUCGUUUUACUCAGGGUCUUUUUCCACCUGGCCAGGGUGCUACGAUUGGAGUGGAUUUCAUGAUAAAAACUGUAGAAGUGGACGGUGAGAAAGUGAAGUUGCAAAUAUGGGACACCGCUGGCCAAGAGAGGUUCCGUUCAAUUACUCAGAGCUACUACAGAUCUGCUCAUGCUCUGAUACUGGUGUAUGACAUAUCUUGCCAGCCGACGUUUGACUGUCUACCUGAUUGGCUUAGAGAAAUUGAAGAAUAUGCCAACAAUAAAGUUCUUAGGAUAUUAGUUGGUAACAAAACUGAUCGGGAAGACAGGGAGAUACCGAGGCACAUUGGCGAAGACUUUGCACAGCGCCACGGCAUGUAUUUCUUAGAGACAUCAGCUAAAGAAGCUGAAAAUGUCGAGCGAUUAUUUAUGGAAAUAGCUGUUGAACUCAUGGAACAAGCAAAAUGCAAGGAGUUGCCGAAAUAUGACGGUAGCUUAGGACCGAUCAACGGAAAAACAACGUCGGUAGGUGACGGUUCGUGUUGUCUACGCUCGUAAACUUAACGAAUUUAUCUCAUUGAUAUUAAAAUAGUUAAAAUCUGCUGCGGUGUUUUUGAAAAGAGACUUUAUUAGUUUCUACUAAAGGUAGGUUUUAAGAUGCAAGCAAUAGUAUAUUUUUGAGGGAUUGAGGCGUAUUCGUCACUUUUAUUUAAAUUGAAUGUUGCAUUAAUCUUUUUUCUUUUUUUUUUCAUUUAAAUGGGUUGUGGAAAGAAUAUGCUAAAAGUACAUAAUAUUUUCGUGCGUUGAAAAUAAGUCAAUAUAAAUACAAUUUAAUAAAUAACUCCAUACCACGUCACUAUACUGACAAAAGGAAUUGAUAUUUUGUUGUUAACGAAUUAGUAAGUACCUAUCGAUUUUAUAGAUAUUUUUAGUCGAUUUUUUUAUAUUAAUCGUUUUAUUUUUUUAUAUUCUUGCCAACGAACGAACGACGGACUGACAAGAAUUUUUUAUUUGUAUAUUUUGUUUUAAAGCAUUAAUACUUUUCACUAACACCGCGACAGUCAUGUCGUAUAUUUCGUAGGACGGAAGUCAUUCCACUCGCUUUAAGUGCUGUGCCGUUGUCACAAUGUCAUGACGUUUGUUGUCAUAAUGUCAUUUUCAUGUCACUAAUUCAUGUCAAUUCGUAGAAGUAGUGUUGAUACCAUUAUAUUGCAUAUCAAGUAUUAAUUCUAUUAAUUAUAGUUAAAAAUUGAGACCAAGCAUAGGUUUACUCGACUAAAAUACAGCUGGUUGUAUAUCUGUUAUAAUGGUUUAGUGUUAGGUCUUAUGUUCUAAGCAGUAAGGUUGACUUUCACCAAGUAUUAUUACGGAUGUGCGAUUGGCUGUAUACACAUACACAUAACGUUUAAUGGACGACGGCGUAGAUUGGUUAAAUCUUUGGCAGACAUCAAGGUUUGUUUUUUAAUACGAGAAAUGCAUAAUAUUGUUAACAUGGUACAUGACACGCGUUUAAUAUUAAAAUUACCGCAACGACAGCCUUAAACUGUUUGUAGAUUUAAAUAAGGCAUCAAUCAUAAUCGGCAGGCAUAAUAACUAAAUACGAGAUCAAAAACUGUUGUGACAAUAGAGAAAGACUAAAAUCAUUAAUAAUUUAGUCGAUUAAUCGAUUACGCUUAUCCCUGGAUUUAGUCGUUUAAAAUCAAUAUCUGUAAUUAAAUAUCAGUUCUUAGAUUGAUUUACAAUUAAGAAUAAAAACGAGUUCAACAAAUUAUAUCGUAUCUUCGUGUCAAGGAAGGUAGCGUGGAGUUAAUUGGUUUAUAUUAUAAAUCAUGUUAAGAUGUAAUUAGUGAUAAUUGUACGUUGUAAAUCAAUUGUCUGAUGUCUGACAAAGAUUCGUUCUACGCUAGUAACGUCAGGAUAGUCAUGACAUUGUAUCAAUGUAGUAAACGAUUUUGCUGUUUGCAACUUUUGUUAUUAAUAUGAUAAAUUAGUACCUAUUGCCCAAAUUGUUCGUAAAAAUGUUGCAAAGUAAUAUUUUCGUUUAAUUAUUAUUGAUCCAUUUUAUCAUUUGAAUGCCAUGUUCCUUAGAACUUUAAUUUACGUUUUAAAUUCGUAAAGUCAAAGAAUUAUGAUAAUGAAUCCAGUAUUGAUAUUGUACUUAAUUUUAUUUUAUUAUUAAUUUAUUUCACUUAAAAGAUUGUAGUAUUAUUUUGAAGCAUUUUUACACAAUGUGAGAGGGCUUAGAACAUCUCUCGGAGUGGUUACUAGAUAAUGUAGGGUAAUGUUACUGAAAUACUAUUUUGUAGACGAUUACCUAGAUUUUAAUGUACUCUAAUGUUAGAAUUGAUAGUCACAGGAAUUACAGAAUCAGAGACUGUCUUACUACAGGACAAUAUGCAUGUUUUGAAUGAAAUUGAAGUGUAGACAUGGACAUGGAAGUUUUCUCGUGUUGUAGUGAAUUUUAUUACUUGUCAUAGUCGUUAGAUUCAAAUUUUAUCUUUUGCUCUAUAAUUUUAAUAGCAAUGUUCGUUCUGUUAGCAUUUACAUACAUUUAUGUGAAUAUGUUCCCUUAAAAUAAGCAACAACUUCAAUUUCAUUUAUAAAUUAAUACAGUUUUGUGAGAAAAAUGUUGAUGAAUGAUAGACUAAGAUCAGUAUUUGUUACAUUCCUAAAAUGCAUAGUUGGAAUAAAUUGUUGUAUUUUCUACAUAUUUUUUUUAUUCAUUCAAGAAAUGUUAAUAAUGUGAUCUCUUUUAAAAAUAUAUUAUUUUGUAAUAGAAUUUGACUAGAUAUUACGAUACACAUACAUAUUAUUGUACAUUUAUUAAUUUUGCUAGUUUAUCAUAAAAGCUACAUAAUAGUGUUUUAGUAAAUUGUUAAUUUUAACUUAGUGUUAAACGAUUAUAUUUAUUUUCUUGUUGUAGGUGCCCAUUUUGGAAUUUUAUAUGUUAAUUUUUUAUACUAAACAUCACACGUAACUGUAUAAUGCACUUGAUGUUUUAAAUGAUUUUUUAUAUUAAAGUUAUAUAUUUCAUGUUGUUCGUAAUUUUGUGCAAUAUAAAGUUUAUUUUUGUCGGCCACACUUGCCUAGUUGACAUUGCUAUGUUUUAUUGAUUAACAUACAUAAAUAUAUUUUAAAUCAUGUUAUGAAUUGCGUAUUUCUAUGCUUUUGUACAAUGUUGUAUUAGUCCGAUACAGUUUAAUGUUGAUUUGUGGCUGGUUGCACUAUUAUUGGAUCUGAAAUAUCUAAUUGAAUAAAUAUUUCUCCAUAUUACAUUGAUUAUAAUUAUAUUGAAAUUAAUCCUCACCAAAGAAAUUGAAUUAUUGUAAUACUCGGAAUAUAAUAAAUCACUUUGGAUAUA
This is a messenger RNA of Spodoptera frugiperda (fall armyworm), 3701 nucleotides long. RefSeq names its product ras-related protein Rab-30. The transcript is spliced from 4 exons. Gene Ontology annotation, cellular component: trans-Golgi network. Gene Ontology annotation, molecular function: GTP binding; GTPase activity. Lineage: Eukaryota; Metazoa; Arthropoda; Insecta; Lepidoptera; Noctuidae. The record is from RefSeq and is a predicted model, not a curated record. The coding region runs from base 290 to 898 and encodes 202 amino acids.